CCACCACCACUAUGUCGAUGAAUAUCUAUUUCUUCCGCAAUCGGUGAUGCGAUACAAGAGGUUAUUUCAACUGUAUCUUCCACCUUUUGUUUCUUUUUUUUCAUGCCAAGUUCUGAUUGAACAACCACUACCACAAUUAUCGAUUUGUCUGUGAACGUCGCCACCAUGAGCUUUUGGGAUGUUUCUGCUUUCUUCUUUAGGGUUUAUCUGAAAAGUGGCGGCGAUCAGAAAACUGCCGCCACCCUUAUCGACUCAGCUUCCGAUAUCCAAUCUCCACCGCCGCCAACUCUCCGAUUAGGCUUAUCAAUGACAUCAAGUGUACCAAAGUCGGCGUCAUUGACCCGAUUGAACUGGAUCAAAAAUAAAAGUCAAAAAAGAAGGAUGUGGGUGAUUGCACCUCAUGAAUUCGAUGUACAAGCUGGUUAUGUAGUGUUUGUGUUCUUGAUCAAUCACACAGUUCUUGCUCUUUCUGAAGCAGGAAUCUUAUAUCAGAUGAAACUAAGUGAAAAUUCACAGCCCAGAUGGGUGGAGUACACACCAAUUCAAGAUUCUAUCAAAUCUCGUGUUAUAUCACAUAACAUCGAGAGGAUCUGGAUCUAUUUCUAG
Lactuca saligna is the source of this 606-nucleotide messenger RNA. The record is from the annotation of a GenBank genome assembly. Lineage: Eukaryota; Viridiplantae; Streptophyta; Magnoliopsida; Asterales; Asteraceae.